This is a messenger RNA of Poecilia latipinna (sailfin molly), 1583 nucleotides long. It is a transcript of the gene psat1, whose product is annotated as phosphoserine aminotransferase 1. The record is from RefSeq and is a predicted model, not a curated record. Gene Ontology annotation, molecular function: pyridoxal phosphate binding; O-phospho-L-serine:2-oxoglutarate transaminase activity. Gene Ontology annotation, biological process: L-serine biosynthetic process. NCBI's taxonomy places the organism in Eukaryota, Metazoa, Chordata, Actinopteri, Cyprinodontiformes, Poeciliidae. The transcript is spliced from 10 exons. The coding region runs from base 235 to 1341 and encodes 368 amino acids. Gene Ontology annotation, cellular component: cytoplasm.
UAUUUCAAUUUCAGUCAUUCUUCUCCCAGUUAUGUGAUCAGAGACAGGAUGAGAAGCCAAAAUUUGUUCUAAGGUAGCAGAUGCAGUUUGGGAUUUUACUAGAUUCCCCUGAACGCCUCACUUUCCACACGCAUCAAGCGGUGGCAGUCAAGCGAAGCUCCUUAACUCACAGCAACCAACCGAAGACCAACUGAAGCAACAUCCCUCAUCUGCACUCUGGAGCUUCUUUACAUCAUGGAGGAGAAACAAACCAUCAACUUUGGAGCUGGACCUGCCAAACUGCCUCAGUCUGUGCUGCUUCAAGCUCAGAAGGAGCUUCUUAACUACAAUGGCCUUGGGAUCAGUGUUCUUGAGAUGAGCCAUCGAUCAGCAGAUUUCACCAAAAUCAUCAACAAGUCAGAGAGUCUGCUUCGAGAAUUGUUAGAUAUCCCAAACAACUACAAGGUGUUGUUUCUGCAGGGCGGUGGCUCUGGACAGUUCAGUGGCGUUCCCCUCAACCUGAUUGGCCUGAAAGAGGACAGGUGCGCCGACUACCUGGUGACCGGCACGUGGUCAGCUAAAGCUGCAAAAGAAGCAGAGAAAUACGGCAAAGUCAACAUCAUCCACCCGAAACUGGACAGUUACACGAAAAUUCCCGACCCCAGCAGCUGGACCCUGAACCCGUCCGCAUCGUAUGUGUACUACUGCUGCAACGAGACGGUUCACGGCGUGGAGUAUAACUUCACGCCUGAAACCAACGGCGUGGUCCUCGUCAGCGACAUGUCCUCCAACUUCCUGUCACGGCCCGUCGACGUAUCAAAGUUUGGGCUCAUUUUUGCCGGCGCCCAGAAGAACGUAGGUUGCGCCGGCGUCACGGUGGUCAUCGUGCGAGAAGACCUGCUGGGCCACGCCUUGAAGGAGUGCCCCAUUGUGCUGGACUACACGGUGCAGGCUGAAAUGAACUCCCUCUACAACACUCCUCCAUGUUUUAGCAUCUACAUCAUGGGUCUGGUUCUGGAGUGGAUCAAGAAUAACGGAGGUAGCGCUGCCAUGGAAACACUCAACAAGCAGAAGUCCUCCAUGAUUUAUGACAUCAUCAACUCGUCAAAUGGUUUUUAUGUAUGUCCUGUGGACGCUGCGUGUCGGAGCCGCAUGAACGUGCCUUUUCGUGUCGGGAAGAAAGAAGGAGAUGAGUCUUUGGAGAAGAAGUUUCUGGAGGGUGCAGCCAAGCGGGGGAUGAUUUCACUGAAAGGACACAGGUCAGUGGGAGGAAUGCGUGCGUCCUUGUACAAUGCUGUAACUCUGGAGGACGCUGCAGCCCUCGCCGACUACAUGAGAAGUUUCCUCAAAGAGCACCAGUAAACCAACAGCACUUAAAAGCACAAGUUGUCACUUUGUUUCAGAAGAUUUUCAGAGUAAAUGUUGAAAAUUAAAUGUUUUGAAAACGGUUAUUAAUUGUUCCCAAGGGACUAAGCCCACUAAUUCCACAUUAGUCUUAUUUACGUAUGUUUUAUGUAGCAGUUUGCUUUAUUUUUGUUGACUAAAUACUGUUUUAGUUUCCAGUACUUACCUUUCAAUAAAUCUACUUUGGAAAUCCCCUUUAU